AUGCAGACCUUUGGUGCUUUCCUCGUUUCCUUCCUCGCCGCCAGCGGCAUGGCUGCGGCUCUCCCCGCUGAGGGACAGCAGAAGACCAUCUCCGUGCCGGUGAUUUACAACGCCAACCACGCUCCUCACGGACCCAGCGCCCUCUACAAGGCCAAGAAGAAGUUCGGCGCUCCCAUCAGCGAGAACCUCAAGAACAACGUUGCCCAGCACAAGGCCGCCAAGCUCGCCAGACGCCAGACCGGCUCUGCUCCCAACCACCCCAGUGACUCUGAGGACGAUGAGUACAUCACCAACGUCUCCAUUGGCACUCCUGCUCAGGUCCUGCCCCUGGACUUCGACACUGGCUCUUCCGAUCUGUGGGUCUUCAGCUCCGAGACUCCCUCGUCUCAGUCCAAGGGACACACUCUCUACAACCCCACCAAGUCUUCUACCUCCAAGAAGCUCUCUGGAUACAGCUGGACCAUCUCAUACGGUGACGGCAGCAGCUCUAGCGGUGAUGUUUACACCGACACCGUUUCCGUUGGAGGCUUCUCCGUCACUGGCCAGGCUGUCGAGUCUGCCACCAAGGUCUCUUCCGAGUUUGUCUCGGAUACCUCCAACUCCGGCCUCCUCGGUCUUGCCCUGGACAGCAUCAACACCGUCUCCCCCAAGCAGCAGAAGACCUGGUUCUCCAACGCUUCUUCCAAGCUGGCUCAGCCCGUUUUCACUGCUGACCUGAACCACCAAGCCAGUGGCAGCUACAACUUCGGUUUCAUUGACACCAGCCUUGCCUCUGGCUCUAUCAGCUAUGUUCCCAUCAGCACCGCCAACGGCUUCUGGGAGUUCACUUCCGCCUCAUAUGCCAUCGGCAGCGGCUCGACCAAGAAGCACUCCACUGACGGCAUUGCUGACACCGGCACCACCUUGCUCCUCCUCGAUGACACCAUUGUCGAUGCCUACUACGGCCAGGUCUCAUCUGCUCAGUACGACGACUCCCAGGAGGGUUACACCUUCGACUGCGACGAGAACCUUCCCUCAUUCACCUUUGCUGUUGGCAGCUCCAAGAUCACCGUCCCUGGUAGCUUGAUCAACUUUGCCCCCGUCUCUGGCAACACCUGCUUUGGUGGUCUCCAGAGCAACGACGGCAUUGGCAUCAGCAUCUUCGGUGAUGUCGCCAUCAAGGCUGCCCUGGUUGUCUUUGACCUUGGCAACAAGCGUCUGGGCUGGGCUCAGAAAUAA
This is a messenger RNA of Trichoderma asperellum CBS 433.97, 1218 nucleotides long. RefSeq lists its product as uncharacterized. Gene Ontology annotation, molecular function: aspartic-type endopeptidase activity. The record is from RefSeq and is a predicted model, not a curated record. Gene Ontology annotation, biological process: proteolysis. Lineage: Eukaryota; Fungi; Ascomycota; Sordariomycetes; Hypocreales; Hypocreaceae.